Doryrhamphus excisus (bluestripe pipefish) is the source of this 1293-nucleotide messenger RNA. The record is from RefSeq and is a predicted model, not a curated record. Lineage: Eukaryota; Metazoa; Chordata; Actinopteri; Syngnathiformes; Syngnathidae.
GCCUCACGUAGGGACCUUUAAUGAAGUGGUACACACUCCGAAGAUCAACCAUGCUGGCAUCCAGGGCUCUGCUGUCUAAACAGACACUGGCGGUUCUCGCUCAACAACCAGCCGCCUUCGUCCAUCAUGGCACCCAAGGCACCUGGGGGAACACCAACGUGGCCGUGGUGUUCUCAGGAUGUGGAUGGUGGGACGGGACUGAUGUCCACGAGGGCGUCUACACCAUGUACCAUCUGAGCCGUAACGGUGCCCGCUUCCAGAUGUUUGCUCCGAACCAGCAGCAGACUGAAGUGAUGGACCACAUGAAGAAGCAGCCCUCCUCCGGAGAUCGGAACACAAUGGUGGAGUCUGCUCGCUUCAGUCACAACCAAGGAAUGAUGCAAAUGAACGAUUUGUCCAAACUGGACGUCAACACCUUUGAUGCUGUCAUCUUCCCUGGAGGCCAUGGAAUCAUCAAGAACCUGUCCUCUUUUAUGAAGGAUGGCAAAGACUGCAAGCUGCACGGUGACGUGGAAAGGGUCCUCAAAGAGUUCCAUCGCUCACGCAAGCCCAUUGGUCUAUCCAGCAUGGCUCCCGUGCUAGCUUGCCGCGUGCUGCCCAGCCUGGAGGUAACCAUGGGAUACGAACGAGACGACACCAGCCGCUGGGGGAAGUGGCCCCACACCAACAUGGUGCAGGUUGUGAAGAGCAUGGGGGCCCGUCACAAUGUCCGCGAGCCAUACGAGGCCCACGUGGACGAGAAGAACAAAGUGGUCAGCACUCCGUCCUUCAUGUGGGAGACGGACUUCCAUUAUCAUUAUAUAUUUGAUGGCAUUGGAAAUAUGGUCAAGCAUGUCAUGCGCAUGUCAAGCAAGUGAUGGAAAAGAGAUCACUAGUGUGAUUAUAAUGACCUCUCAAUCACAUGCACACACCAACCACAACAUUAGGUACACCUGCACAAUAAUAAAUGGAGGGAACACUCGUCCCAGAUCGCAAUCCAUGAAAUAUUCUAAUAUUAAACCGUGGAAUUAAAGGACAGAACUACAAUAGACCGUUACGCUGGAUGUCCGGUGUACCUAAUGAAUUGGCCAAUGUGUGUAGAAGCUUUAGUCAAAGCAGGUGCUCUGUGUGUAUUUGUGAGUGACGUGUGUAAUUUUAAGUAUCAUGUUAGACAAUAAAUUAUUGCUACUCAGCAGUACUACACAUGCCACACAUUGAAGUACACACAAAAAAAAUCACAUUAGCAAUAUAGCUUAUAUGCAUAUAUAAAAAAUGCCCUCAUAUUUCAAAAAUAAAAAGAAAUAAUGAGCAAAA